AUUGUAAAUCCAGGUAUCUCUGGCUAUGAUGACACAGAAACAGAUGAAUUUCCUGCUUCAUCAUUUGAAGAACAGUUUAAAGACUUGACCUCUCUCAUCUCCUUCUUUGAGGAGUGCUCAAUGGAAACAUGGAAGUUUAUUGACAACAUGAAAGAGAAUUUCUCUGAAAGCUUGAAAACAGAUCUUUUGACUGACAAAGAAAGGCAGAGUCUGCAAUCAUAUGCAUCCAAGAAAUCUACUCUUUUGGUUGUUGGCCAAACAAAUAGUGGAAAGAGCUCCUUUGUAAAUGAACUUCUUGGUGGGUCAUUCAUGCCAACUUCUGAAGUACCAUGCACAUCUCGCAUUGUCCGUCUUAAAUAUAGUGAGAAAAACUAUAUCCAGGUUUGUGAUGCACCUUUUUAUUUGAAGAGAGGCUGAUAAUUUGAUCAAAUACCAGCAGUUUCUUUUUUUGAGGGGGGAAGGAAUUGUAGACCAUUUCUGGCUUCCCCCCUUAGCUUCUCAGGAGUGGCUUUAUUUCAUAGCUCAGUUGGGUCAUUCUUUAGAAUCCAGAAAUGUAUUUUUUGUCAUGAAUAGACCCAAACAUCAUAAUUUAGGGUAUAAAUAUUUAAUGUUUCUUGAACAUUCUUCUUUGGCGCCAGUUUUGACCUGAAUAUUGUGGGAAAAGAUCCAACUUGUGCCAUGAACUCCUUCUAGUAAUGACUACAUUGGACAAAUACAUUGCAAUAAACAUUUUUAUUACCUCUCCCCUUUUUUUCUCUGAAAUAAUAGUACUGAAAAUUUUACCAUUCAUAUUAAGGUAUUGGAUAAAUCCAAACCUAAUGAAGGAGAGAAGACUUUCUUUGAUAAAAAGAAGGUACCGAAAGAGGAAAUAGAGUUGGAUGACAGCCAGAGAGGAGAUCAAUCCUGGGUCAAUGCUAUAGUGGAAGUGGGUCUAAACAAUUCUCUCCUCCAAAAUGGACACCUGGAAGUUAUUGAUGCACCUGGGAUGAGCGAAAAUGAAGCUCUGGACAAGAUUGUUGAGGAAUGUAUCCACGGCAUUCUUCAAGUCAUUAUCUACGUCAUAGAUGGGAACUCCUCUCUAAGGUUGCAGGUCAGUUAUAGUCUUACGUUCAUGUGGGUUUUGAAGGUGGAAUUAUUAGUACUAUUUCACAGUCUUGGCUACACUUCAAUCCCAUUCUCAUGUCGUUGCUUGUGAUUCCCACUACUAGUGACCCAAAUCCCAUUUUCCUGGUGAAGGAUGGUGUAACGAACGCACCGAUAAAUUCUCUAAACUAUUAUUGCACAACCAGUAUAGAAAUGAGUUAAAUAACAAUAAUUUACAAUGGUGGAAAACAAGGUAAAUGAAGAUUAAACGAAGGAAGGGCUGCAAGAACAUACCUAACGGUUAGUAUGCUAGUACGAAACGACACUCAAGGAAAAUUCUGAGUACAAAUGAAUUGGCGCGAAAACGAUUUAAAUAUGGUGAUAUCGCGCAGAGGUUGGGGACCAGCAAAGCGCUGAACGACGUUGUAACAGAAGACAAAUCCCAUGCACCGUUUUACGUCUACUUGCCCUUUGUAUAACUGUCAUUGUCAUUGGCACCAUUUCCUUUAAGGGCUUUUGCAUUAUAGGACUGAGCACAAAUUUGGGAAGGUGUGCUACUUGCACAACACAAAUUAUCUGAAAUCAAAGGUUAGUUUUGUAUAGGCUUGGGGUGGGGAGGUUUGACUACAAAAUGUUGGUGAUCUUCAUCUCUGCUACUUGCUCAGCUUAAUAGAGCAAGCGAAUCGGUCCAUUUUUCCCGUUGGUAUAGCUAUCCAUAUGGGUAGAUGAGUGGAUGACUUAAUUUUCAGAAAGCCAUUCUAGACUGCGCCCAAAAAAAAAUUAAUAGUUACAAAAUUGACUGCAACUCUUUUUACGGGGUGUUGUUUUUAUGAAUCCAUCUAAACAGUUUUCGCGUUUGAAUCACAGGAAAGAGGUUUUCUUCUAAACCUGAAGGAGAAAGUUGGUAACUUGCCCAUUUUCUACCUGUGCAACAAGGUUGAUAAGGAUAUGACAGCCCUGGAGUUUGACAAGGACUCUGACUCAGAAGAAGAUAAAGACCCACCUAAUGAGGAAGAAAAAGAGCUGCUCGCUUAUCGGGCUCUCUCUCAAUGCUACAUGGUGCCUGGCGACAUAGAACCUACACAAUGUCCUUUCUUUCACGGUUUGUCGACCAAGGAGGUCAGAAACGCUCGACUGAAAAAGUCUUCAAACCAGUAUACUAAGCAGUUUGAUGACCUCAAGUUUAAGUUGCUGAAAUUCGUUGCCGAUGGAGUGACCAGCCAUCUACGAUCUGCAGCAGAAUUGCUCUGUCAGAUUCAAAAGAGAGUGUUUGAUUUCUUCUUGAAUUGUGAUUUCAACCAAGAUACAAUUCAUGCUCAAGAUGAGUUAUUUAAUAAGCUAGAACUUAAAGAGCGCGAUUACGUGGUAAAAAUGCGAGGCUAUGUCCAGGAGAAUCUCUAUAAGCUUUCCAAGCUUGUCGAAGAUGGUGUCAAGAACAACAGAGCUGAGAUCCUAGCUGACGCUGCCCGAAUGCAGUUUAAUUCAAUCAAAAUUGGAGAUGUUGUCGGGCGAAAUGAAGUGGUAGAACAGUGCCGCAGACAGAUCAAGGACCUGGUGUUGUACAAGGCUACGAACAUAUCGCUGAUAAGAAUUCAACACACUAUCUCCGCUAUCACCAACGAUCUACGCGAAUCUCUCGAAGGCUCGCUCUGUGAGGUCGGCAGAAAGGAUGACCACUUAGCUACGGUUGUAAGAAAGCAACUGCAGUACAGUUUCCUACAACAUUUUCAGACGCGAGACGUUUGUCCUCAUUUUGAUUAUGCUUUGAUGAAAAGUGGAGUGCGGCUUAUGGACAACGCGAAGAAGGCUGUCAUUGAUGUGUGGUCUGCCAUUCUAGGGAGGGGGACGUAUCUUAACGCGGAAUGGAAGCAAAGUAUCGCCGAAAAUGUGCUUGACAACAUCGAUUGCGAUGCCAUCGCACGCAGAGUUUGUCAAAGGAUGCUAGAGGAUCUGGAAAACGGGCACCAAUUGUUCCAAUUUAACCUGGCUUACAUGAAACAAUUUUGUCGUGCAGCCCUAGAACUGUCUGACGUUCAGAAAAAAUUCGCCGCAGAACAAUCCCCAUAUUUUUCCAGACUGAUGAGUGAGGCCUGUGCUCUUUCCCAGACGCUAGCUCUCGAUAUUCCUUUGAGAGCAGUAGUUGGAGCGCAAAUAGGAAGGAAGGGCAACCGAGGCAAGGUUUUCGAGGACAAAACCGACAAGGAACGAGUUGUGAAACAGCUCGCUGUUACAGUUCACCCCAGUGAAAUGCGAGAUGAACAUUUGCUAGGCAUUACAAGAACCCUAGGAAGGUCAGAUUAUCAGAUGGUUUUUGGUCACAACCCCGGCUUAUAUUAUGAGAAGUAUUAUUUCUAAAUUUUACCCAAUGUGUCUCUCACAAGUAGCCACCAUUAUUGUAUGACUAGUAGACAUUUUAUGUAAAAGCAAUUUUGCAUUUGACUGCAAGAAGUCGCUUUUGAAAUGGGAAAGGAAAGAUUCUCAAUUUUACCAUGAACUGUUCAAGAGAGAGAACCUACUUGCUUCGCCUCCCACGUUUCUUAGAAGCAAAAUUGAAUUUUUAACUUAUAUAUCGAUGAUUUUGCUCUUCUACUUUUUUAGAAGGAGGGGGGAGCGAGGAUUGUUGGGGGAGCACAUGGUUUUCAGGGUGGGUCAGGGUGGUUCAGUCGUCGACAAUAAGGUAUAAAUGGGGGUACCAUGGAAAAUUGACCCACAAUUAACUGCCAUUAAGGGGUGAGGGGAAUCUUAGGAAUAUCACAGAGCAUUAUGGUGCAUUUUAUCAAGACACGAGAAAUAUCCUUAUUAAAACUGUAUCUUUUUUAUUUUUAAUGCCCGCAGGAUACAAGAUGAUAUUUCCACAAUCCUACGACCUAUUUCGUUGAGAUUGGACGGAAGUAAUAGGAUCUCUGUUCUGUUUCCAAGAAUGGCCACAGACUUGUUCGAAAGACUUCAGAGUGAUCCAAUCCUUUUGCCUCAAGGUCUGAGAAUAACACAGCAAAUGGCUGAUGCUGUGGAGAACUGCUGGGAUAGACGCAUUUACCAUGUUGAUCUCAGGAUCACAAACAUAUUGGUAACUACGCUUCUGAAUUACAUUACGAUAUUAAAUCUCUGAUGUUAACUUCUCUGUUUCACUGACGAGAGUAUACUGGCCGAUUAGGUGUCUCAGGAUUUUUUUCUUAAGGCCAUAAUUAAGUUAUGGGGCUUGGCGUUCGGCCCGUUAUAGAAAAAUGAGGACAAAUUAAUCUUAUGACUGAUUUUUUUAAUGAAAGGAGUUAUAGAUCUUUAGGCAAAAUAGCUUGGCUUAUCAUAGCAGCAGCAAAGGCCAGUGCCCCCCACCCCUCUCGAUGAAUGGUGCAUAUCGCAAUCAGGGGACCUUUUUUAUUUUAUUCCCUGCUCACUUCACUCGUAUACAGACAAUGAAUAUGAAAGAGUCUCAAGCAAAUGACAAGUAGUGGAAUAGGCUCUGCUUGGAGCCAUUUUCAUUUUUUUUUUUUUCUUUCUCCUCAUUUUUUCUUUUAAAAAACAGGUUGACUGCUACGGGAAUGCAAAGCUGAACGUUUCUAAGCCAAGGGAUGACACGAUUCCGUAUCCUGACAACCAGGCGCCUUUCCAUGUUCCUGCUCAGAAUCCCUUUGCAAGGGCAUCUGAUCCUGAUUCGUGGAACACUCUGCAGGACCAUUGUGUCUACAGUCUUGCAGUCUUGCUUUUGCUGUUUGUGGGGGAGAAGUACUGCAGACCACCCUAUGCCCAGACGGUAAAAGUGGAUGAGGUGUAUGCUGCCGUAGCCCGAGGAGAAGAUUGUGCGUACGUCUUCGGAAUGAACGAUCCAGAGGGUCGGUCUUCUUGCGAAAGGCAAAAGGCUCGCGAAAUUGUCCUUUCCAUUUUUGACUUUCAGCAGAAGCAUAACGAGUGUCUGCUCUCAAAGAUGGAUUUCUUUAAAUCGAAGGUCACUGAGGUGGUUUCUAGUUACGAAACCACCCACCAAUUUGAAACUGCACUCUGA
Molecule: messenger RNA, 5083 nt
Organism: Pocillopora meandrina
Lineage: Eukaryota; Metazoa; Cnidaria; Anthozoa; Scleractinia; Pocilloporidae
Source: the annotation of a GenBank genome assembly